CGCAGGCGACGCCUGACGAACGGAACGAAACCACCAACGGCCGUCCGCGAGUGACCAUAUUUUAUCUUGACCGGCGGCAUACGUUGUCUGCGGUUGUAAACGGUAAUCGCACUUUGUUGCUCGUCGUGCUCGCUAUGAUUAAACAGUAACGACUAACGUGUAACUUGUAACGCCUCGCACCUGCGGCCGUUUUUCUACCUAUUUGGCGCAAAUGAAAAAUUAAUCUGAAUAAACGAACGCGGGCGGCGGGUAUGUUAUCUUGUAUACUAUUAAUACAUAUAGGUAGUACGACACCUACAUUUUGCUGUGCGAAAUCGACCUACCUAUCUAUUGCUGUUGGUAUGUAUGGGCGUUUUUUUAAUCUGUGCUGAACAGGAAGUUGGAACGAGGCGAUAUCUAUAUCAAUCAACUCGUGAAGAUCUUUGCAUUUGGCAUAUUUUGAAUUACUAAUCAUCUACAGCUGGGUAAAAUGGCUGAAGAUUAUCAAACAAUAUCUGCAACAAACGAGGCAUUACUACUUACAAAUAUGAAAACUAUUAUUUCAUUUAUUGAAGAAAAUUCAGUGAUGGAAAUGCUAUUUGCUGGAGAAGUCCGCUCGAGUAUUACUGGCUGUAGUUUGACCACAACUGUAGGUGUUGAAGAUUCUACAUCGGCUAACUUUUUAGACUAUUCUCAAUUAGAACUAUUCUCUGAACGUGAACCUGAAUUUUUAUUAUCAUUUCUUAUAAAUAAUGAUAAUUUCCUGUAUACUUUAAACAACUGUGUAGAUAUUAAUGUUCUUAUUCUAUUAAUGAAUAUAUUUGCCAAGAUCAAAACAUUACCAUCCAGAAGCUCGUCAGAUACAGAUCUAUUUACCAUGAUAGAAUAUUCGAAAUACUUACGGAAUGUGAAAGCUUUAAUGGUUAUUCGAAACGCAAUCGGAUUAUUAAGCUACGAUCAAUUGCAAGAAUUUUGUUUUAGUUGCAUGUCAGUACAUGAAUUUAUAACCAGUUGGGAAUCUAAAAUCAUUUUAUAUAAUAUUGUCAAAAGAACUUUUCUUAUAAUGAAAACUUUGUAUGUUGAUAUGAACCCAAAUGACCAGGUUGAUGCAGAAUUAAUGAUCGAAAGAUUGAAAGAGAUAAAAAUUAAUGCGCAGGUGCUGUAUGAUGUAAAAAGAUGGCCACAAUGCUACAAAAACCUUUCCAUCUAUCCAUUAUCUAAAGAUUUGAUUUCUAGAACUGUAAAAUUGAGCCCUAAUAUUAUGAAUGGCAGUUACGAUAAUGUCGAACACUAUUUAGAUGUACAGUUACGUUUAAUUCGUGAAGAUUUUGUGGCGCCUAUGAGAGAAGGUAUUCAGUUCUACAAAUCAAUGAAAGAAGCUGGCAUGGAAUUUGAACGUAUUCCAAACAUGCAUACAUAUUUUAAAGCCAAAAUUGAAAGAAAAACUAUUAUUGAUGAUAGGCUGGCAUAUGAAGUUAGUUUUUAUUCUACAGAAGACUACUCAAAUAAUAAUUCUAAGCGAUUCAUGAAAGAAUCACUUUUAGUACUUACUGAUGACAACUUUCGUACUACGUUUUUUGCCACCGUUGUUAAAAUAUUUCGUCAAAAUACGAAAAAAACUAAAACGUUAAUAUGCACACCCUUAAAUACUGAUAUUAGAAUAGAACAAAAUUCAUUAUACACUAUGGCUGAAUCUGAUACUUACUUUUUACCGUACAAAUAUACAAUGAAAGUUUUAAAACAGUUUGAUGUGAAUAGAUUUCCAAUGCCAUCAUAUAUUGUUUAUGGCAAAACUAAUCCAAGUAUCCCUUGUUAUUUAAACUGGCCAGAUGCAAAAAUGUUUAAAAUAAAUGAUAAAAUAUUUGAUGUUUUAAGUGAUGACCAAUGGCCAGAUGAAAAGUCCUUAGAUCUGGAUAGUGCACAACGCUUAGCAUUUAAAGCGGCUCUUACUGAAGAAUUCGUAGUUAUACAAGGACCUCCAGGCACUGGUAAAACAUACAUUGGUAUAAAAAUAGUCAAAAGCAUUAUAGAAAAUAUGUAUGAAACAAAUAUACUAAAACAACCGAUUUUAGUUGUCUGUUAUACAAAUCAUGCUUUAGAUCAAUUUCUCGAAGGUUUAUUAACCAUUACAAACAAAAUUAUAAGAAUUGGCGGUGGUUCACAAUCAGAUAUUUUAAAGCCGUACAACUUAAAAAAUAUUAAAAACAAAAACGAAGAAACUUUAAGAAACGCGUUUGUGGUUGGAUUAACCACUACGGGAGCGUCAAUGCGGCAUUCUCAGUUAAUGAAAUUUAAACCUCCGAUUGUUAUUGUCGAAGAAGCAGCGGAGGUGUUAGAAUCGCAUGUUGUUGCUUCUCUGACAGACAAUUGCAAACACGUUGUUUUAAUUGGUGAUCAUAAACAACUACGACCACGGACGGCAACUCAAAAGCUCGUAAAACAAUUCAAUUUUGAUGUUUCACUGUUUGAACGUUUAGUAAAAAACGGAUUCCCUUGUCAUACUUUAGAAACACAGCACAGGAUGCGACCAGAAAUUUCAUCGUUAAUGCUGCCUAUUUAUCCUUUUUUAAAAGAUCACGAGUCGGUAAAUAACAGAGAUGAUAUCCGCGGUGUUACCAAAAAUGUAUAUUUCAUUCAUCACGAAGUACAAGAAGAAAAAGUAUUGGGAUCUUCAAGUUAUAAAAAUAUGCACGAAGUACGCUUUAUUAUGGAAUUUGUAAGAUAUUUAUUGCGUCAAGGAUAUCGACAAGAUCAAAUUACAGUUUUGGUUACCUACAAAGAUCAGUUAUUGGAAUUUGAAAAGAUUCGAGAAACUACCUGGAGCUUGGACGAUUUUCGAAUCGAUUGUGUUGAUGGCUAUCAAGGCGAAGAAAGUGAUAUAGUUUUAUUGUCGCUAGUGCGUAGCAAUAUAGACAACAAUAUAGGUUUCUUAAAUAUUCAAAACCGUGUUUGUGUUGCAUUAUCAAGAGCCAAAAACGGUUUAUAUAUCAUGGGAAACAUGGAUAAUCUCAUCCAUUCAGCCAUCUGGAAAAAGAUUAGCCACACUCUUGUCAAUCAACAAUCACUUGGUAACAAGUUAUCUUUAUGUUGCGAAAUUCACAAAGAUUGGGUUAAAACAAUAAGUAGGAGUUCUGAUUUUGCCCGAGCUCAAUGUUCGAAAGUUUGUAAUACGCUAUUGGAUUGUGGUCAUAUAUGUAAACAGUUUUGUCAUUUUUGCGAUCUAUCACAUGAACAUCUUUAUCGAUGCAGAGAAGAAUUUACCAAGGUACUGUCGUGUGGGUUACAACUAAAGAUUGAAUGCUGGAUGCAAUUUUUGACGUUUACGUGUCCUCAACAAGAUAUAAAAAAAAUGGACCCUCUUCCUCCUAGUUCAACGAGAACGUUUUUUUAACGAUAUCACUAAUGUUUUUAGACCCAUUACUAUUCACUUUUACGGAAUAUUAAAAUAAUUUCUUUAAGACUUCCCUAUUUGGUUUAAAGUGUCAAUUAUAAUGUUUAAUCAGAAAAUUACUAUAUUAUACUAGGUAGUCAAAUUAAUUUAUUCACAAUGUAAUUGUUGUUUAAUACUGUAUUUUUUAUUAGUUCCUACUAGAAAAUUAAAUUAAAUUAUUAUAUUGUAUGAU
Molecule: messenger RNA, 3602 nt
Organism: Adelges cooleyi (spruce gall adelgid)
Lineage: Eukaryota; Metazoa; Arthropoda; Insecta; Hemiptera; Adelgidae
Product: NFX1-type zinc finger-containing protein 1-like
Exons: 10
Coding region: 470-3370 (966 amino acids)
Biological process (GO): regulatory ncRNA-mediated heterochromatin formation
Cellular component (GO): nuclear RNA-directed RNA polymerase complex
Source: RefSeq, a predicted model, not a curated record